AUGGCUGCUGUGGCUUCUUCCUCCGUCCCAGUUUACGAGCCAGCGGCACAACUUGUCGCCUCCCCGACAUUUGCUGUUGAUUUGAAUGACGGCGUCCGCGACGAGGUAGGAUCCUUUGAUGUUCUGCCAAACGCUUUACACGGCGUUCCACCGGUUGGCGUCGGAGACGGAGAAUUGGGUGAUCCUAAUGAGGACGACGUUGAGCCGUGUCGCAUUCGCACUAGUAGAGGGCACAACGGCAUCAAGUCUGCGCUUGAGGCCCCGGACGGAGGUUGGUUACCGCCAUCUGCGUACCGUGCAUUCUGCAUACGACAUGUAGCGGCUAAUUUCGCCCUUACCUUCAAGGGCAAAGACGCUAGGAGGCUUCUCGUGAAUGCAGCGUACGCGAAGACUGAGGUUGAGUUUGAUUACUGGUUUGAUAUACUGCGGUCUGAAAACCCGGCGAUGUGUGAGUGGGCGAACCGUAAUGAUUACUCCUUGUGGACGCAGCAUCACGAUGAGGGGAGGAGAUUCGGUCACAUGACAACGAAUAUCUCCGAGUGUGUGAACUCAAUCCUCAAGGGUGUAAGAAAUCUUCCUGUAGCAUCCCUGGUGAAGGCAACAUAUGGUAGGCUGGCCGAACUCUUUGUUCGCAAGGGGCGAGAGGCUGAGGCCCAGGUGGGCACCGGACAGCAGUUCAGUCAGCAUUUGGUGAAGUGUAUUGAGGCCAACUUGAAGACGGCCAGGUGCUUCACGGUGACGUUGUAUGACCGUGAUAACUCCGAGUUCACCGUAGCGGAGACCACUCCGACUGGUACUUUCUCAUUGGGUACUUACCGAGUAUCGCUUGCCUCCCAGACAUGUGACUGUGGGUACUUUCAGGCGCUUCAUUUCCCGUGUCAGCACGCACUUGCAUGCUGUGCCUACGCACGUGUCAGCUGGAGCUCCUAUGUUCAUAGCGUCUAUCAGAUUACCUCGGUGUUCAAUGUCUAUUGGAUGGGAUUCACACCUCCAAUCCCGGAGGGCUUCUGGCCACCUUACGAUGGGCCCACCGUGAUUCCGGACCCAAACAGAAGGCGUGCGAGAGAGGGGAGGCCUAGAUCAACAAGGAUACGGACAAAUAUGGAUGAGGCAGAUCCGAACAGGCCAAAACGGUGUGGCCUUUGUCGCCAACCCGGACACACUAGACGUUGCUGCCCACAGGUAGUAGGAUCGUCUCAGACAGGGCGAAAUUAG
Messenger RNA from Arachis ipaensis, 1215 nucleotides. The record is from RefSeq and is a predicted model, not a curated record. NCBI's taxonomy places the organism in Eukaryota, Viridiplantae, Streptophyta, Magnoliopsida, Fabales, Fabaceae.